Messenger RNA from Neofelis nebulosa (Clouded leopard), 1452 nucleotides. RefSeq lists its product as uncharacterized. The coding region runs from base 1 to 1452 and encodes 483 amino acids. The transcript has 2 exons. NCBI's taxonomy places the organism in Eukaryota, Metazoa, Chordata, Mammalia, Carnivora, Felidae. The record is from RefSeq and is a predicted model, not a curated record.
AUGAUCCUGCCUUGGGAACCCUGGUCCUGUCCUGGGGCCCUGGCCCUGUCCUGGAGUCCUGGUCCUGUCCUGGAGCUCUGGUCUUGUCUUGGGAGCCUUGGUCCUGUCCUGGAGCCCUGGUCUUGUCCUGGGAGCCUUGGUCCUUCCUGGAGUCCUGGUCUUAUCCUGGAGGCCUGUUUCUGUCCUGGGAGCCAUGAUCCUGCCUUGGGAACCCUGGUCCUGUCCUGGGGCCCUGGCCCUGUCCUGGAGUCCUGGUCCUGUCCUGGAGCUCUGGUCUUGUCUUGGGAGCCUUGGUCCUGUCCUGGAGCCCUGGUCUUGUCCUGGGAGCCUUGGUCCUGUCCUGGAGCCCUGGUUCUGUCCUGGGAACCUUGGUCCUGUCCUGGAGCCCUGGUCCUGUCCUGGAACCCUGGUCCUAUCGUGGAGCCCUGGUUCUGUCCUGGGAAACUUGGUCCUGUCCUGGAGCCCUGGUCCUGUCCUGGAGCCCUGGUUCUGUCCUGGGAACCUUGGUCCUGUCCUGGAGCCCUGGUCCUAUCCUGGGGCCCUGGUCCUGUCGUGGAGCCCUGGUUCUGUCCUGGGAACCUUGGUCCUGUCCUGGAGCCCUGCUCCUGUCCUGGAGCCCUGCUCCUGUCCUGGAGCCCUGGUCCUGUCCUGGAGCCCUGGUUCUGUCCUGGGAACCUUGGUCCUGUCCUGGAGCCCUGCUCCUGUCCUGAAGCCCUGGUUCUGUCCUGGGAACCUUGGUCCUGUCCUGGAGCCCUGCUCCUGUCCUGGAGCCCUGGUCAGUCCUGGGUGCCUUGGUCCUGUCCUGGAGCCCUGGUCCUGUCCUGGGAGCCUUGGUCUUGUCCUGGAGCCCUGGUUCUGUCCUGGGAACCUUGGUCCUGUCUUGGAGUCCUGGUCCUAUCCUGGAGGCCUAUUUCUGUCCUGGGAGCCCUGAUCCUACCUUGGGAACCCUGGUCCUGUCCUGGAGCCCUGGUCCUGUCCAGGAUCCCUGGUCCUGUCUUGGAGUCCUGGUCCUGUCCUAGAGCCCUGGUUCUGUCCUGGGAGACUUGGUCCUGUCCUGGAGCUCUGGUCCUGUCCUGGAGCCCUGGUCUUGUCUUGGGAGCCUUGGUCCUGUCCUGGAGGCCUGUUUCUGUCCUGGGAGCCCUGAUCCUACCUUGGGAACCCUGGUCCUGUCCUGGAGCCCUGGUCCUGUCCUGGAGCCUUGGUCCUGUCCUUGAGCCCUGCUCCUGUCCUGGAGCCCUGGUCAGUCCUGGAGUCCUGGUCCUAUCCUGGAAGCCCAUUUCUGUCCUGGGAGCCCUGAUCCUACCUUGGGAACCCUGGUCCUGUCCUGGGAACCAUGAUCCUAUCCUGGAAAGCCUGGUUCUCUCCUGGAGCCCUGGUCCUAUCCUGGAUCCUGGUCCUAUUCUGGGAGCCCUGGUCCCAUCCUGGGACCCUGGUCCCGUCCUGGGGCCCUAG